GAAUUAAAAGGUAACGCAGUGUUUCCACCGGACUUUAACAGUGUGACUCCCAACGAACAUGAAGGAUGAGAAGACGCCAGCAGCGUUAGCUUCACGGAUGUUUUCAUGUUUGAAAGUAUAAAUGUUGGAUAAGUCAUUUCAUCUGAUGAAGUAACGAUGAGUUCAGUUCAGAAUCUGAGAGAGUUGAUCAACGAGCGACUAACUGCUGCUGCUGAAGAAAUAUUCACAGAGUUUGAAAAAACCAUCGUCCAGUACGAGGAAGUGAUCGAUCGUCAGCGCAGACUGCUGGAUGUCAUCUGGAAACCACAGAUAACGUUAGACACGACAGGACUCCCACAGCAACAUGUUUGUGAGCAGGAGGAGGUCCUUGCUGACCAGCAGCUCCAUAACCAGGCAAAGAACUCCAAUCUGGACCAGGAGGACCCAGAGUCUCCACAGAUUAAAGAGGAACAGGAGGAACUCUGCCUCAGUCAGGAUGGAGAGCACCUUGUACUGACGCAGAAGACUGAUAUGCUGGUUCAGUGCAAGUCCAAAUGUAAAGAAUUAUCCAGAGAAAUAUUCCAAGUCUUUGAAAAAACACUCAUCAAGUACGAGAAACAGAUCAAUCAUCAGCACAGACUGCUGGACAUCAUCAGAAAACCUGAAAUAAAGUUACAUACAGUAGACCUCCCACAGCAACAUGUCUGUAAGGAGGAGGAGGUUCUCACUGAGAAGCAGCUCUGUAACCAGGAAAGGAACUCAUAUCUGGACCAGGAGGACCCAGAGCUUCCACAGAUUAAAGAGGAACAGGAGGACCUCUGUACCAGUCUGCUCCAGGAGGAUCCAAAGCCUCUGCAGAUCAAAGAGGAACAGAAGGAAUUCUGCACCAGUCUGGAUCAGGAGGACCCAGAGUCUCUGCAGAUCAAAGAGGAACAGGAAGAACUCUGCAUCAAUCAGGAGGGAGAGCACUUUGUCCUGAAACAGGAGAUGGAUACCUUUGUAGUGAUAACGUCUUUUGAGGACAGUAACCAGAGUGAACCAGAACCAAACAGUGACCAGCUCUUCUCUCACAAUUCUCCUGUAUCUGAGAGCCAAGAGCAGGAAGGAAGCAAGCAUGUAGACUCAGAAUCAACUGGUAAUGCAGAGCUGAAGAAAAAAAAGAGAUGCCAAACAACCAGCAGGCACAGUAACAAUGUAGAUAAUUCUUCCAUGUCAGAGAGUCCUUCUGAUGCUGACAAAAGUAAAAAAUCUGCAAUAUGUGAUGUUUGUGGGAAAGCAUUUAAGAAUAAACCCCAACUGAAGAGACAUCACAGAAUCCACACACGUGUGAAGCCACAUAUUUGCAAAACAUGCGGGAAAAGUUUUAGCUUUAGCUCUCGGCUGAAAGUCCACAUGAUGGUUCACACGGGUGAGAAACAGUAUUCUUGUGAAAUGUGUGAAAAAAGUUUCAGUCGUCGUGAUCAUUUGUUGGGCCACAUGAGAACUCACACUGGUGAGAAGCCAUAUUCAUGUGAAAUGUGUGGGAAAAGUUUCAUUGAUAAUAGUAAUCUGACUGUCCACAUGAGAUCACACACAGGUGAGAAACCUUACCCCUGCAACACAUGUGGGGAAAGGUUUAAAGAUGCAUCAGGGCUCAAAAGCCACACGAGAAUUCACACAGGAGAGAGACCUUAUUGUUGCCAAACAUGUGGGAAAACUUUCUGUCAGCGUGGUAAUUUGUUGUACCACUUAAGAACUCAUUCAGGUGAGAAGCCGUAUUCUUGUGGAACAUGUGGUAAAAGCUUCAGUUUAAAUAGUAGUUUAACUGCUCACUUGCGAACUCACACAGGUGAGAAGCCUUAUUCUUGUGAAACUUGUGGGAAAAGUUUCAGUGUAAGUAGUGGUUUAACUGCCCACUUGAGAACUCACACAGGUGAGAAGCCGUAUUCUUGUCAAACUUGUGGGAAAAAUUUCACUCACUAUGGUAGUUUGUUGCACCACCUGAGAACUCACACAGGUGAGAGGCCGUAUUCUUGUGAAACAUGUGGGAAGAGUUUCACUCAGCGUGUUCAUUUGUUGCACCAUGAAAGAACCCACACAGGCGAGAAGCCAUAUUCUUGUGAAACAUGUGGAAAACGUUUUACGCAGCGCACUCAUUUGUUGUACCACAUGAGAACUCGCACAGGUGAGUAACUAUAAUUUGAAAAAUUGGAAAAGUUUAAGUCUAUGUAGGGGUUUGACUGCCCCCUCCAGAAACCCCACAGGUCGGAACCUUAGUGGUGACUCUUACAAAAGCACAUCGAAUUUUCAAAAGACAAUUUGAAAUGUUUCAUACUUUAGAGUAAACACUUCAUUAAAAAAAUGUUUAUAUUGGUUAUCAAUCUCUGCUAUACUUCAGAGGACAGCGUGAUGGUGCGACCGGAUAUAAUGUAAGUUUCAGUGUAAGUUUUUUUUUUUUACAACUAAGUGUGUUGAAAAAUGUAAUGUUAAGUCAAAAUGUGUGUAAAUUAGUUGCAGUCCUGUUCAUCUUGGUAAACUAUGUAUUUCUGUGGUUGUACAUUUUUGUAUAAAGAAAAACAAAAGAAAAAAA
This is a messenger RNA of Stegastes partitus (bicolor damselfish), 2548 nucleotides long. RefSeq names its product zinc finger protein 436-like. Gene Ontology annotation, molecular function: DNA-binding transcription factor activity, RNA polymerase II-specific. NCBI's taxonomy places the organism in Eukaryota, Metazoa, Chordata, Actinopteri, Pomacentridae. Bases 157 to 2151 code for a protein of 664 amino acids. The record is from RefSeq and is a predicted model, not a curated record. Gene Ontology annotation, cellular component: nucleus. The transcript has 3 exons. Gene Ontology annotation, biological process: regulation of transcription by RNA polymerase II.